UUUUUCAUUAACUCAAUGACAAGCGUUAAGUUAUACUAUGUUUGGUUCCAGGAUCUGCCCCGGGACGGGUCGAACCCGGCGCUGAUCUACGGCUAUGGAGGGUUCAACAUCAACAUCCAGCCGAGCUUCAGCGUCACGCGGCUCGUGUUCAUGCAACACUACAAUGGAAUUAUCGCCAUACCCAACAUCAGAGGCGGCGGUGAGUACGGCGAGCGGUGGCACAACGGCGGCCGGCUGCUCAACAAACAGAACGUGUUCGACGACUUCCAAGCGGCUGCCGAGUACCUGAUCGCGGAGAAGUACACGCGCGCGUCGCUGCUGACGUCACAGGGCGGCUCCAACGGCGGCCUGCUCGUCGCCGCCUGCAUCAACCAACGGCCCGACUUGUACGGCGCCGCCAUUGUCCAGGUCGGUGUGCUGGACAUGCUGCGGUUCCAGAAGUUCACGAUCGGUCACGCGUGGGUGUCCGACUACGGCAGCUCAGAUAACAAGACGCAGUUCGAGUACCUGCUCAAGUACUCGCCGCUGCACAACAUCGUCGCGCCUGUAGAUGAGCGGCACCAGUACCCGGCGACGCUGGUGCUGACGGCGGACCACGACGACCGCGUGGUGCCGCUGCACUCGCUGAAGUUCGUGGCGGAGCUGCAGCACGUGGCGGGACACUCGCGCGCGCAGCACCGCCCCCUGCUGGCGCGCGUCGACACCAAGGCCGGCCACGGCGGCGGCAAACCUACCGCCAAGAUUAUCGAGGAACACACAGACAUUUUGUGCUUCAUGACACAAGCGCUAGAUCUAAAGUUUGUGAAGUAACCCACCUGCCAUAUUAAAUAGUAUUAACUGUACGAUUGCACAUAGUAUUAUGUAAAUAUACCACAAACAGUGAAUCGAUGAUUACCUCGGAGUCUUUUAAGACUGGUUAUCGCUUACCUAAUUAAAUACUGAGACAUCUAAAAGAAUCAGUGCCUUAUAAGCCAUAUUUUGAGACUCAAAUGUUCCGUUAUACUCCUCACUCGCGAUAAGAACUAUAAUAUUUUGUUAUCUAUUUGUAUCGACGCAUUUUGAGAUGUCUCACUAUGGAACUUAGGCCAGUGAUUGUAUUGUUACGCAUUGCUACUAUUUUUUUUUAUUAAUAAAACAUUGUUUUUAUUUUUGA
Molecule: messenger RNA, 1153 nt
Organism: Manduca sexta (tobacco hornworm)
Lineage: Eukaryota; Metazoa; Arthropoda; Insecta; Lepidoptera; Sphingidae
Product: prolyl endopeptidase-like
Exons: 5
Coding region: 16-810 (264 amino acids)
Biological process (GO): proteolysis
Cellular component (GO): cytosol
Molecular function (GO): serine-type endopeptidase activity; oligopeptidase activity
Source: RefSeq, a predicted model, not a curated record